This is a messenger RNA of Symbiodinium necroappetens, 1860 nucleotides long. The record is from the annotation of a GenBank genome assembly. NCBI's taxonomy places the organism in Eukaryota, Dinophyceae, Suessiales, Symbiodiniaceae.
GAUGGAACUGAGCUCUUCGUCCCCAGAGGCGAUACGGGACCAUGGCUUGUGAGCGUGGUCAUCCAGGGGCCGGCAGGCUCGCCCUACGAAAGGAGGCUUCGCCUUCUGGUGAAGGUGAACAGCGCUUAUCCGCUAACGCCUCCGGAAGUUCGUGUCCAGAGCUGGCUGCAUCAUGCGCUUGUUAAGCAGGAUGGGGUCGUGGACGAGGCAGCCUUCGCUGAAGCUCUUUCGAAGCUGGAGGAAGACAAAUCGGACGACAGCGCUUCAAAACUGUGCCGCACGAUGCGAGCCGUCCUGCUUCUGUUGGGGCAUCCUGAACAGUUGUCCGAAAUUGUUGACAUGGAUGAUGUUCAGGAUGCGGCGAAGGCGAACGCAAAGUGCUUGAAGACGAUAUCUGAGUAUGGGAGUCUUCGUCGUCAUCAGUUCCUUUUCAACGAGGAGGAGGCCUUCUCCAAGGACAUGUUCGACCCAAGAUUCUGGACGGCAUAUGCAGCGAACACAGCGGAGGCAUGGUCUUCUAUACUGACCGAGGAGGCGUCGGAGGUUUAUUCAUUUCCAAUCUUCACUGAAGGUUUUUGCAAGGAUUUCGUUGAGGAGCUUGACAGCUUUCAUGCCAGCGGGUUGCCUGCCCGUCGUCCAAACAGCAUGAGCAACUAUGGAGUUGUGGUGAACGAGAUUGGCAUGGAGCCAGCUCUGGACAGGCUCGUCCACAGCUUCUUGCAGCUGGUUGCGCAUCACCUUUUUCCUGGCGUUGGGUCUCACUUUGACCGGCACCACACCUUUGUCGUGCGGUACAAGGUCGGCGAAGAUCUGGGCUUGGACAUGCAUACCGAUGACAGCGACGUGAGCUUCAACAUUUGCCUCGGCAAGGAUUUCAAAGGUGCUGGACUUCAGUUUUGCGGCAACCAGGGUGCAGCCAAUCACCGACACGCAAGCCUUUUGUACCAGCACAAGCUUGGGCAUUGCGUUGUGCAUCGUGGCCAUCGCCGUCACGGCGCUGAUGACAUUACCGAAGGCGAGCGGCUCAACUUGAUAGUUUGGACUCGCAACAUUGAAUACCGGCGAUCUCGCGAGUGGUCGCGAUACAACCUGCAGCUCCAAUCCUCGGGAUAUCGCCAAGAGAGUGGGCCUCCCGAUAAGGUUUGUUUGUCAUACACCCACGACCGCGACUAUGGAGUGUUCAAGGAGUACAAGACCCAGAAGAUGAUGCAAAACUGUGGGAGAGGCUGGUGUCCGCCACGACAUGCGGAAUAUCCUGACUUCUUGCCCGAAGAAGCGGCUGGCGUAAACACAGGAACAGAUAAACGAUCUACCGUUGAAUGGUUCGAGCUUGGCACCAAUUUGCUGUACAAGCUCUUUGCAAAGAUGGGAACUCCUUCAGGCUCCAAGAAUCAAAACCUUUUUAUGGAUCGCCUUCUGGGCAAGGAUGUCCGAUCUUUCGAUGGAGGAGCCUACAUGGGCCCAGGCGUGGCAGGAGCAGAUCUUGGAUAUCAAGCGCAGAAAGAGAAGGAAAGACAGCUGGAGAAGGCCCAGAAGCACCAGGAAGUGAGCGAGUUUCGCAGAGCUGCUUCUGAUCACAGGAUUGACAAGGCGAUGACAAAGACAGACAAGGUCGCGCAGACGAUCUCAGGGCCCGAGGUCGGCCCGCAAGUUGGCCCCCAGGCCAAGAAGCGGAUGCCAAGCUUUGUCAAAGUAAAGAGCAAAGAAGAUGUGUUCGAUGAGAAGAAGGAGCCCGAUAGCAAGCGAGCACGAGUAGAAGGUACCCGUACAUUGUCGCCCUCUUCCAAUGCUUCGGUUGCCGCUGCCUUCCAUGAAGCAUGUGGGCCGUUUCGCCCAAACAAACUCAGACUUGCUUCAUAG